Synchiropus splendidus (mandarinfish) is the source of this 2781-nucleotide messenger RNA. RefSeq names its product neuronal acetylcholine receptor subunit beta-2-like. The transcript has 7 exons. Lineage: Eukaryota; Metazoa; Chordata; Actinopteri; Syngnathiformes; Callionymidae. Gene Ontology annotation, cellular component: synapse; neuron projection; postsynaptic membrane. Gene Ontology annotation, molecular function: transmembrane signaling receptor activity; acetylcholine-gated monoatomic cation-selective channel activity. The record is from RefSeq and is a predicted model, not a curated record. Gene Ontology annotation, biological process: signal transduction; chemical synaptic transmission; monoatomic ion transmembrane transport. The coding region runs from base 149 to 1420 and encodes 423 amino acids.
UGCAGAGGAGCGGCUGGUCAACCACUUGUUGGGUCCAGAACGCUACAAUAAACUGAUAAGACCUGCCGUCAAUAAAAGCCAGCAGGUCACCAUCUCCCUACAGGUGUCUCUGUCCCAACUCAUCAGCGUGAAUGAGAGAGAACAGAUCAUGACAACCAACGUGUGGCUCUCCCAGGAGUGGAACGACUACAGACUCAGUUGGGACCCGGAAAAAUACGGAGGCAUCAAGAAACUGCGAAUCCCAUCCAAGCACAUCUGGCUCCCGGACAUCGUCCUCUAUAACAAUGCCGACGGGGUGUAUGAGGUCUCUUUCUACUGCAACGCCGUGGUCUCUAACACCGGCGACAUCUUCUGGCUGCCCCCUGCCAUCUAUAAAUCAGCCUGUGCCAUUGAAGUGCAGAACUUCCCGUUCGACCAACAGAACUGCACCAUGAAGUUCCGCUCGUGGACCUACGACCACACGGAGCUGGAUCUGAUUCUCACCAGCGACUAUGCCAGCCGGGACGACUUCACCCCAAGCGGGGAGUGGGACAUCGUAUCCCUUCCCGCGCGUAAGAACGAAGACCCCAAUGACAUCACGUACCUGGACAUCACCUAUGACUUUGUGAUCCAGAGGAAGCCGCUGUUCUAUACCAUCAACAUGAUCAUCCCUUGCAUCCUGAUCACCUCUCUGGCCAUCCUGGUCUUCUACCUGCCGUCAGACUGCGGGGAGAAGAUGACGCUGUGCAUCUCUGUGCUGCUAGCUCUCACUGUGUUCCUGCUGCUUAUUUCCAAAAUUGUACCUCCAACAUCCUUGGCUGUUCCUUUGAUAGGGAAAUACCUCAUGUUCACUAUGGUCCUGGUGACCUUCUCCAUCGUGACCACCGUAUGCGUCCUCAACGUUCACCAUCGCUCCCCUUCGACCCACCACAUGCCCAACUGGGUAAACCGACUCUUUUUAGUCCAGCUUCCAACCUUGCUUCUGAUGAGGCGACCAGGCUCUUUCAAGGUCCGAGACAAGCUCCGUCGAGAGACCGCCUCCUCCGCCGCCGACAAGAGGGGGAAAGCGAAGAGCAAAACGGAGGCGGAGUCCUAUUAUGUGAAUGAAGAAUUUGCUAACCGAUUCUACUGGAAGUUGGGGGAGCUUCCAGAUGGAGGUGGGGGUGGCUCAGACUUCAGGAAGCCGUUAAGUUCUCAGCUGGAGGCUCAUCUGGAGGAAGCAGUGGAGGGAGUGAAAUACAUCGCAGAACACAUGAAGACAGAAGACGACGAUGACGGGAUAAUAGAGGACUGGAAGUACGUCGCCAUGGUGAUAGACCGUCUGUUCCUGUGGAUCUUCAUCCUUGUGUGUGUGGUGGGAACUUUGGGGCUCUUCAUGCAGCCGCUGUUCCAGAGUUACAACACACCAACCGCUGAUGAGGCAGAGUAUGGGGAUUUUUAGGAUUGCCACGACUUGCAGAUGUACUACAGUCACCGUGAAAGAGAAGCGGCGACCAGACUGGCUCCAAACUGGCUGUCUUCUACACCAGUGGACCAAUGUGGAGGCUCUGUGAGGCGCCUCGGAACUUCACCCAGGACUUUAUUGGGACACAAAUUUCAAGCACCAGUUCAGUUUACUUGCUUAAAAUUGUUUGCUUUGUGGACACAAAAAACUUGAUUUAGAUGUUUUUGAAAUAUUUGAAUUAUUUACAAAGGGACAGAUUUACUUGAAUCCUUGUUUGCGCGUACAAAAUAGUGCUCAGACUGUUCCUCGGAGGAAAUGGACCACCAUGGGACAAGGAAAGGACUAGAACAGCAGGAUUUAAGAUUACGGAACUGAGUAGACAUGAGAGGACAUCAGAGUUUAACCCACUGCUGUAACAAUCAAAUUUGAGUCAAUGUAAGAAUAGUGUACUUUGAAUAAAUACCUUAAAUAAAUAAAUAAAUAAAGCUCACAAGAACCACUGCAACUGGGUGUAGACAACACCGAUUUACGUAUACGUUUGUAUCAACUUCGACAUGCGAAAGAUUGAUGAAUCAGAAAGAAAAUAGUGUGCAAAACUGCACAUUUGUUGCUCUAAAAGUACUAGUUGGGUCUGACUAUUUUGCUCAUUUGAAAGACUGCUGCAUGAGAGAGAUUUGGUCAGCACAGGUUUUAGUACGUGCAAACCAGAAGCAAAUAUGGUGCCCCAGUUUCCUUCCUUUCUAAAGUUGUCCCACGACCACAUGUCAUUGAAUACAACUUUUGAGACAACACAAAAAAAGGAAUCCUAAAAGUUCAGAUGGAUGAAACCUAACUCCAGACUGACAGGUACUGUUGAAAACACAGGUACUGUCUGCAGGACAUCGAAUCUGCCUUCAGCCCCGCUUUUCUGGAAAAUGUAUCUUAAAAAAAAAAAGCAUUUUCUGCCUGCGUUGUUAAUUAAAAAAAUAUAUUCCUCUAUGAAUUUAGUAUUAAGCCUCAACUUAUGAUCAGAGGUGAUCAUAGAUAAAGCAAGAAGCACCAGGUGAUAUAAUUCUAUAUAGACACACUAAAAGGUUGCAUAUUAAUAUGUUGAAUUUUGGAAAAAAAGAAACCUUCAUUUAUAAGUUUUGGCAAUUGAUUGUUUUAUUCGUUGAAAGUGUUCACUCUGUGUAGUCUGUGUUUCUGUUCAUGAAGACACUGAAAUUGUUUUCAACAAGAUCAAAAACUGUGCAUUCUACUGUCAAUGGAAAAAAAAAAACUUGCCCAAGUGUACGGACCGAACUGUUGCCACGGUGAUGAGGAACCAGAUGAGCUGUUGAAAUGGACGACAAUCUGUAAACGUGGAUAAAAUCUUUUCA